AUGUACUUCUUCCUCAGUCAGCUCUCCCUCAUGGACCUCAUGCUGAUCUGUACCAUUGUGCCAAAGAUGGUGGCCAACUUCCUGUCUGGUAGGAAGUCCAUCUCCUUUGUGGGUUGUGGCCUACAGAUUGGCCUCUUUGUCUCUUUCCCAGGAUCUGAGGGACUCUUCCUGGGACUCAUGGCUUAUGGUCGCUAUGUGCCCAUUAGCCACCCACUUCACUAUCCCAUCCUCACGAACCAGAGGGUCUGGAUCUGGAUUACGGGGAGCUCUUGGGCUUUUGGUAUAAUAGAUGGCAUGAUCCAGAUGGUGGUGGUAAUGACCUUUCCCUACUGUGGCUUGAGGGAGGUGAACCACUUCUUCUGCCAGACACAUCUCAACACACUCACUGAGCCACAGGCGCCGCCCAACACAUCCCUUUUUGACACCCUGCUCUUUGCUUGCUGUGUCUUCAUGCUGCUCCUUCCCUCCUCCAUCAUCAUGGCCUCCUAUACUCGCAUUCUGGGGACGAUGCUCCAAAUUCACUCUGCUCAGGCCCGUAAAAAGGCUCUGGUCACGUGUUCCUCCCACCUGACAGCUGUCUGCCUCUUUUGGGGGGCAUCCAUGUUCAUCUACCUGAGGCCUAGGUGCCACCAGGCCCCCAGUCAUGACAAGGUGGUCUCUGUCUUCUACACAGUCCUUAGGCCUAUGCUCAACUCCCUCAUUUACAACUUAAGGAACCGGGAUGUGGUAGGGGCCCUGAGGAAGGGGCUGGACCGCUGCAGGGUUGGCAACCAGCACUGA
Messenger RNA from Nycticebus coucang (slow loris), 780 nucleotides. RefSeq names its product olfactory receptor 2V2-like. Gene Ontology annotation, biological process: G protein-coupled receptor signaling pathway. Gene Ontology annotation, cellular component: membrane. The transcript has 2 exons. Lineage: Eukaryota; Metazoa; Chordata; Mammalia; Primates; Lorisidae. Gene Ontology annotation, molecular function: olfactory receptor activity. The record is from RefSeq and is a predicted model, not a curated record. Bases 1 to 780 code for a protein of 259 amino acids.